Messenger RNA from Dreissena polymorpha, 1066 nucleotides. RefSeq lists its product as uncharacterized. The transcript has 7 exons. Bases 5 to 520 code for a protein of 171 amino acids. Lineage: Eukaryota; Metazoa; Mollusca; Bivalvia; Myida; Dreissenidae. The record is from RefSeq and is a predicted model, not a curated record.
UGCAAUGGAGAAACCGCGUCUAGGUAGGCCUCCAACAUUAACGCAAUCAGCUCGUAAACGACAAAGAAAAGCAUCGUACGACAAAAAGAAGGCCAGAACUAUCGAUCUGGGAAAUUCGCUCGAGGCAUGGACUCGCCUGAAGAAUGAAAAUAAAUGCACAGACUCGGAGUUGGUGAAAAUGCUCAUUGCAUCACAUGCAAAAACAACCGUCUCGGCCAAAGAAAAACAUUCUGAGUCAGAGGAAAGUUCAACUUCAACACACUCAAAAAGAAGAAAGCUGUCUACACCAAAGUCAAAGCUUGUGGAACAACCACACUGGUCAAGUGAAUUGUCAGAUGUUGCACAAGCAAGUGUCAGUUCAGGAAUAUCUGGCGUCCAGGAGAUGUCGGACUUCACAGACAUGGACCAUGAUAGUCCGAACAGAAGUGGGGAAAGAGCUUUCAUAAGAGUGAAUAAUCCAGAUCCCCCGUCCAGUCCAGAUGCAGGUGCCAUCCGUGAUAGGAAUCAGACAUUGAGGUGAGCAACGUGCCAGAUGUAGGGCCGAUUGAAGCUGAGGUGCAUGGAGACUUUGGUGAUGAAGAGAAUGAUGACGAUGAAGAAGACAAUUGUUCCCCCAAGCUUCAGAAAUUGAAAAGCGUCACUGAGGAACACUGCAAGCAGCCCAUGUACCUGCUCACAGAUUCUUGUUUGGAUUCCCUGCUGGCUGACAUCCCAGUAUCCUGUAGAUGUAGGGAAAAACCAAAGCCGACAAAAAAGAGAGUUGGGUCGGCUGUCACAGUAAACUGGAUUUGUGAUUGUGGGAAGACGGUGAAGUCUUGGGCAAGCCAGCCAGCAUUGCGUUACGGCUCUUUUCUGGGCAAUUUUAUGCUCAUGGCAUCAACAAUUUUGUCUGGCAACAACUAUCAAAAAGUUGCACUGCUGGCCAAGUUCAUAAAUCUUGGUCUCCCUCAUAGAACAACCUUCCAAAAGAUCCAGGGACAUUUUGUCGCUCCUACAGUUGAGCAGUACUGGAGUAAUAUUCAAGCCUCAGCCAUUGUAGAGACCAGAGCCACAAAUGUAGUCAUUU